AAAUUGUGGUCUUUUCCACCAGAGGCCCACCACCUCAGGGUUGCCAGCUAUGCCUCAGCUUCGUCUUUUCUGGCCGUGCAUCACAUGACCCCGCUGUCACCCAUCCAGACCGGAAAGGAUCCACGCAGGAUUUGCUACAACAGGGCGUGGGUGGGGCUUAAGCCUCACUGGGAUACGGCGGUGAGUCUGGGACCGGCAACCUUUCCACCUCAAGUAUAAGAGCACGAUGCUCCGUGCAAGACGUCAGCGUGGAACAGCUAAGACCAAAAGUGUGGCCGAAAUCGAUGGCAGGUUGCCAGCAUGUGGCCCUCGGUGGAAGAAGUUCGGCUAAAGAGUGUUUGAGUGGUAAACAAGCAGCUGCUGGUCUGCCCUCGGUGUAUUUUUAUUUCAUGGGAUCAGCAAGCCUUGCGUCUUCAUCUAAUCCACUUUACGGAGCACAGAGAUUUGUCCUGAAGUUUGAAAAGCAAGGAGACGAUCGGGGAAUGGAUUCCAUCUUGUCACUGGGCGCCUCCUUCAAACACUUGAGCAGCACCACCAAGACCAGCUCCCCCAAGACAGGCGCUCAAGGCCGGAGGAGCAGCUUCACGCGCCGGGCGAGCAUCAGCCGGAGGAGAAGCCUUCCCUGCAGCAGCCAGAAGGUCCCGGACUCCUGGCUGCGAGUCUACCAGGCUGAACUCAAGCGAGAAAGGAAAAGACAGCAAGCAACACUUGCCAAGAAGAACGCUGAAAGGUCCGUCAGAAAAACGCACUUCAGGAGCCAUCACUGCCUCCCCAGGCAGAGGAGCGCAGCUAGGAAAGCAGAAGCAGCAGCAAAAAAGGAUGAUUCUCUCUUUGGAGCCUUCCAGGGCCUCAGCUUGGAUGGGGUGCUGGGAGCCAUCAAUGGGCCCCCUGCUGCAGCUGCAGGGGGAGGAGGAGACCCGUGCAAAGUGAUGUGAGCUCCAGCAUCACCCUUGCGACUCCUGUGACCCCUUUUCUGACAGGCGGAGGAGUCAUUCAGGACUAAAAAGAGGUCUGUAUACUGCCAACACUUGAAGACACCAUACAAGAUGUAACGUUUAAGACCAACUUUUAUUUUACGUAUAAAAAAAAAAAACCUAAACGGUAUCAGUCACCAAGCAUGUGUGUUGGCUAACGUAUGGAAGAUGCACUAAAUGACACGAGGCAGGUCUAGUCCAAGAUGACGUUCAUGACAAACAGAAGGAAGGGAAUCACAGCUUGGAAAAGCAGGGUUUUAAAUUAAUCAAGUCCCAUGUUUCCAUCAUCAUUCCCUUUGCUCCAUCUUUACUUUGGGGGGCUUGAGGAAGGACCUGUUCUUCUUCUCCUUGCUCUUGCCUUUUGCCUGGAAGUUCCUCCAACUGUCCACACGGCCAUCUCUUGUUUCCUGUCAAGUACAGUCCAACCCUGGCUUUUCAAAUGAUUCUGUUUGAUGAAACUUCACUAAAAAGGUUGCCUCUAUCGCACAACAUUGCACUAACUUGUUUUUUUUUUUUUAAACCUUUGGUACGUUGAAUCUUGAGGUAUUAAUAAAGAUGCGGAUGGACAA
Molecule: messenger RNA, 1543 nt
Organism: Dunckerocampus dactyliophorus (ringed pipefish)
Lineage: Eukaryota; Metazoa; Chordata; Actinopteri; Syngnathiformes; Syngnathidae
Exons: 7
Coding region: 285-935 (216 amino acids)
Source: RefSeq, a predicted model, not a curated record